Molecule: messenger RNA, 3509 nt
Organism: Cadophora gregata
Lineage: Eukaryota; Fungi; Ascomycota; Leotiomycetes; Helotiales; Ploettnerulaceae
Exons: 1
Coding region: 419-2293 (624 amino acids)
Source: RefSeq, a predicted model, not a curated record
GGUGACUUCACCGAUGAUGACAACUCACUGUGUCUUGCUGUGUCGCCGCUCAAUUGACGGCUCCUUUAUUGGAAUACGAGACCUCUAAUGACCAACUAGAAUAGAAAGAAGCAACGACGCGCAAUAACCGCGCGUGAAGCAAUCUAGAUCUAUUGAUCGUCUGUCGCGUCCGCCAGAAUAGAAUAUAUGGGUCAAAGUGGUUCUUGGUGCAGUCUUUGACCGCUAGUAGCCGCAGUAUCUCCGGCAUUGAAUAGAAUUCAAAGGUGAGGUGAAAACGCAUAUUCGCGAUAUCAUAUCACCUUCGAGUAACGUAACGUCACGUCCACCGCUCGUCGAAUUCCUCCCCUCCCCCACGGACAUGCUUCAACAUUGACAAGCGCAGAUUUGCACCCGCAAGUCAACCCUCGAUCUACAAACCAUGGACGAAGCAAGCAAGUUAGUUGGGGAGCUACAGGAAAAGCUGUCUCAGCUAGAUCUGAAGGUCUGGAAGUACCGGCAAGACAUGGCGGCCGAGUUCGAGAAGUACGCUGAGGACCUUUUGCGCAAUGUGCCCAAGGAAAUCUCUGAGACUGUCUCAAAGACAAUGGCAGAAGCAAUGAAGGGCUGCACGUCAUUGUAUCCUAUCGACACGACCUCGGUCCAGUCAAGCGCGACAGGCACCAACAUUCUCGAAAAUGGCGUCCGCCAUGGUGCGUUCUCACAAACUCAAAACCUCCCGAUUCCCACCCCUCUUCGAAGACCUCUAGAGGAUAUGGAGGGCAGUCCGCGCAGUCCACACGAACGCGAGAAGGAGUUCCAGGGUGUGUUCACGCCUAGCUACCUCCCACUUCUCGACAGCACCAGUCGCAGCGGGCGCAGAUCAAGCUACGACCAUAAUAUCACGUCCCCACCGCCAGGCUUCAAAGGAAAGGAGAGAGAGGAUGAGCCAUUACAAGUUGACGCCAGUACGGAUACCAGAUCAUUGAUGAAUACCCCCGAGGCCAACCGUCCGCCGACUCCACAGCGGAGAAACACAGAUGAGUGGUCUAUUAGUUCGGAUCACAGUGAAGGAUUCCGACGACGCAGUGCGCUUCGAAGAUCUUCAACACCUACAAACAAAGAGAAAGGCAGUCCCCGUAGAGUUCGUUUCGAGGUUGAGGGUAUGGAAGUUCUCCCAACGUCAUCUCCACAACCGGGGUCGGCCUUGAGUGGUGAUGGACCAACAAGCCUGCUUAGCGACGACGACGAUGAUGACGAGGAAGGAGGAUCCGAAAUGAUUGAGGAUGUUGAAAGGCCGCCACCUAAGAGAAUAUCUUCGACACAAGCCCUGAGAAAUUUAUCGCGGUCUCCGCUGGUGGAUGACGGUACCAAAUGGACAACAGUGGUUGCACCUCCAGAUGGCUCCGCUUCUGUAGCUACAACGAACGGCUUCUCUGCUGACUCGUCAAGUGAGGAUCUCUACGCGAACAAUGAAGUACCACAAUCAAGUAGCCGAGAUAGUAUCGACAAGAAUGGUGCCCUUGCCGGAACAAGCUCGGAGAAUGUCAUAAGCGAUAAUAGAGUUGGUAACCAGGACAAAGUCGAGACAUUGUCCGACGACGACGAUGACGACGAAGACAUGCUGGAUAUGCCUCCCCUCAGGCGUCACAGUGCAUCACAGCAAGCCGCCAGCAUGCUCUCACCGUCCAAUCCCCCCAACAUCGACGAAAACAAAUCACCAACCUCGGCAACUCGACCAACCAAUACCUGGCACGGAUUGGAGGACUUUGGACUAGAAAAUAGAUUUGAUGUCGAUGAUCUUCAGUUCACCAAGGCGGACGACGAUGAACUCUUCCACUUCGACGAGAAUCUCGAGUCCGGCACUCCCCGAGCUAUUGCUCAAAGUCCCCCUGAAGAUCACGAAGAUGAAGAGCGUGACUCCUUCGACACUGAUUCUCCCAUCCGCCCUCUAGAAAUGUCCUCGUCUAACAAAUAUGGCUAUGCCACCUCUCCCGCACGACCCAUUAUGAGACCUACAGCAGUCAACACCAAUUCCGGCCCUAUCACUGGAGCAGUAGGAUCCUACAAAGGCCACCCCUUCAGCAUGCCAGUCGUCAGCCCAGAUAUUCACGCUCAGGCCGCAUCUAUGGGACCGCUCAGCUCGUUCGUUGGCAGUGUGAAUGGUCGGAGUGGUUUGGAUGAGAGCAACGUUCAGAGUUUCCGCGCUAGUGUUGGUAGUUUCUCAGGCACGCCGAAGAGCAUGAGCGAGCGGAUGAUGAUGGAUGAUUUGAUGAAGGCGGCUAAGGGGAAGAGUGAUAAUUCUGGACGAGAUUGAGUUGAUUCUGAGGGAAAAAUAUGGCUUGAUAUAUCUUGCUCGACACAUCUCGCGAAGUCCAUCUCGAUUGAUAACCCAGCACAUGGAAUAGACUCAAAGGUCAAAUAUAAUUGGCAUUUGUGCGCUUGUACUUUUUGUAUUGCAUAGCUACGGCGUUUGGAGAGGCAGGAAUGUGACACUGAGAUUCCCUGUCACGGGGUGGUACCUUUGCAUGUUUCUCAAGUCCAAAUUUUGGAAUUGGGAGAGAAGGGGAGGUUAUUUGAAUCCUAAUCUGACUCGUUUGCUUUUGAAGCUUCUACUCUGGCUUGCUGGCUGGGUGCUUGGUUGCAUUCGAGCUUGUGGCGCGUAUUAUGAAUGCAUGGACGGACGGAUGGGUGGAUAGAUGAACGAGAGAGAGACCCGCUGAGAGCCACGGAUUGUAUUUGAAGGGAACCAACACAGUACAUAAGGCAAAUCGAAGUGACCCUAACCAAGACCUGUCCCGUUAUUUGGUAAUGGAAUUUAAACAUAACAGACCAUCAUCGCCCUCGUCUUGUAGAAAACAAAGACAGAAGUGCAUUUUGAAUCUAAUAUGACCAUAAAAGAGCUUGCUAGCUCUCCAAAAAAAUGUAGGGAGAAGAUGCCACCGGACAUGAGGACGAAGAAUACGACCCAACUAGUCACCAUAUCAUCUGGCGAUUUGUGUACCACAAAACUGAAGGAUGGAAAGUGUAGUCAUGAUGGGAUAUAUCAGCAAUGUGGCAGCAAGAACCGUACCGCUAUCUGGGGAGGUUUUGAAAGUGAUGACGACGGAGAAGCUAGCUUGGGAGGUUAUGGCGAAGAUGAAGACGAAGGAUAUUGAUUGAUGCGACUGAAGUUGUCCCUGCUGAUGCACUCAUAAGACGCCUGGUACGAAGGGUUGCCUCUUGAAGGCUAACGUACAUGUACGAACAGAGAGUCUUUCUUCCUAGGUUGCUGCGAUUGGAAUUGUAGUAAACAUAUCUCAUGCUCCGAAAUGGAGGAAUACGACUGCAAAGUGUGGUUUUAUGCUACGCAGCAAAGUGCUCCUCUCAGCCACAUGAGAAUUCUCGAAGGACACCGAACACUUUAUCUCCCGCCCGUGACCAAGAAGCCUGUACAUUCAGAAUACCAAAAAUUCUUCGACUAAACCCAGGUCACCCAAUAAUCCAGGCUUGUAGUGGAAACUGAUCUAAAAGUCGAAGUUGGUGAAGAGUGU